Molecule: messenger RNA, 3582 nt
Organism: Oreochromis aureus
Lineage: Eukaryota; Metazoa; Chordata; Actinopteri; Cichliformes; Cichlidae
Product: centrosomal protein of 95 kDa
Exons: 21
Coding region: 165-2867 (900 amino acids)
Cellular component (GO): centrosome; spindle pole
Source: RefSeq, a predicted model, not a curated record
UCCAAUCAGAAGAGUUUUCACUUUCAAACGAUGGUUCCUUCUCCCAGUUACCGAAAACCACAACAAAACGGAUCGUAGCACUCGGUCCAGGCGUUUACAGAACUGUCUUUUACAGCUAGUCGGUUGUUUGUGAGCUCCAGUUGCCUGCUGCAAACAGCUGUUUCAUGGGAACCCAGGAGGGAGAGAGAGAUUGGGUUGAUGUGGCAAAUGAUCUUCUCAGCAAGUGUCACGUAAACCUGAGGCUGAAGAAACUUACGGACUGUGAUGCAGAUGUUUUCAUUGCCCUGUAUGAGAACAUCCUGGGGGAGAAAGUUCCAGAUUAUAUUGCAGUGCCAUGUAGUCAAGAGGAGGAUGUCCACAAUGUCCAGUGUGUGAUUGAUUCUCUGUCCUUGGAUUACCUUCAAAUCAGCCUCUCACAUAUUAUAGGAGAAAAUGUUGUCAGAGGGGAUAAAGAGUCUAUUAAGAACCUCUUGGAAAUCUUUGAUGGCCUCUUGGAAUAUCUCAACGAGGAGAUAAAUGACGGGUCGCAGAACAGUGAGGAGCAGAAUGGCAGUCUCAGUGAGGAUGCACCGGUUGACAUCAAUGAUCCGCCUGGAUGUGAUGCUACAGAGCAGAAGGAGACAAAGCUGGAGGUGGCGUCCUUGUCAUCGAGUGCAGAAUCUGCCGUCCAGUCCAGUAAACAAUCCAUCCACUCUUGGAAUGGUGAGGAGGUGGGAUCAGCCAGCGAGCUCAUUGGGCUGGGUGUGUCUGCGCGCACAUUCAUAGAUAAAAAAGAAGGACUGGCUGUCCCUCCCCCAACCUCAGAUGCAGCAACCACCUCUGGUCCUGUGGACAAUGAUAAAGCUCCACAGACUGAACCGAUAUACUCAGCCAUUGCACUGCAGCCACCAAACCAGUCCAACACUCCCCACACUCCCAUUGUAGGCCCUCACUUACCCGAUCAAAUCCCCACAGCUGCUGGUGUCAAAGAACAGCACACAGAGGAGGAAGUCAGCCUCAUGACUACAGAGACCUCAAAACUAGUGGCUGAAACUAAUGGACUACAGUCUCCUACCCACUGCCAGUCCCCUGCUGUAAGUGAGAAAUCUUCAACCAGCCAGCAGAGAGCUGAGACAGAAGUGGAGGGAGAGACGCUGGAGGUGAGAGCACAAGCACCGACUAACGGAGGUCCCAGGAGGGUUUUAUUCCGAACACAACCAGAUGUGCUCUUCCUCACCCUGCAAGAUGGGACGACACCUGCCACCCCUUCUCCCCCAGACACUGAAGAGGAAGAUGAGGAGGAUUUGAGUUGCACACGAAGAUUAAAGGACAGAAGGAUACAUUGCAGAGAAAGAACUGCUCUCAAGGAAGACUUUCUAACUCACCCUGAGAGCAGUAGCAAGACAGCACAAGAGGAUUUUGAAGAGCCUCUGUCUUAUAAUCGAAAAAGGAACAAGCAGGCAGAACAAGAGUUGCAUGAGAUAUCUGAAAACCUCUCCCAUCGACUAGAGGAACUCGAUCAGAUGCUUAAACGAGUUCUGGGGGAAACUGGAGAGUCCACCGAGGUCAGAGAGGAGGACAAGCAGUCGCACCACAGCGACAGCAUCAUGGAGCGUCGCAGGACGUCAAGACAGGACACAGGAGCACCUGAUUUUGAGUCUACCCACCGAGCACGCUCCUUAUCCCCUUCCCCUCCACGAGUCCGUCGCUCCCUGCAGGGACAGCUGGAGGAUGUGAUGGCAGAGGCUCUUAGCUUGGAUGAUGGGAGACAGUCCAACCUCACAGCGUCUGAUCGAUCAAGGCGAGGAGAGCUACACCACAGAUCAUCUCACAGAAAACAUGACAAGUAUCUGGAGAACGAAGCCUACGAGGAGGAGCUUAAAAGAUAUGAAGAAAAAGAACGUAAAGAGUUAGAUAAGGCACGCAUCAAAGCUCGGGAAGCUGAGCGAGAAUACAGAGAGGCCAUACUAAAGGAUGUUUCACCAGACCCCAGACCCUCACCGGCUAAACUGAAAGCUCAGCAUAAAUCACAGCGCACUGCACAAACCACACCAGGACAGAGACGACUGGAGGCUCCCAGGAAAGCUCCAUCAAUGAGAAUAAUGGAGAAUGAGCUACUCCCGGUGCUCUGGGACGAGUUGCCUCACCUUCAAAUCUCACCUCACGCCCUGGGUCGAAUGUGGGAGCAGCAAAUGCAGCAGGUGGACAGACUCCACGCCAUGUCGUCCAAUCACAGUCGACAUCGCAGCAAACUCUCCAGAGAGUUGGAGGAAGCUCAGAGGAAACACGAUCUGCUGGCUGAGCUCGUUCGUAAAGGACAGGACCACAGCAGGCGCCUGAGAGACUUCAAAGAGCGAAUCCAGCAGCAGAAGUCGACCCAGAACAGGCUCAGGGAGCAGAGGCAGCAGAUGGCUCGAGCCAAGAAGUACCACAACGAAUAUCAUGUUCAGCACCGAGCCCGCCUCAUGAGGGCUCGCACCAAGGAGGAGAGGAUGUUUCGGCAGCUAUUCGACGAGGGUUUGGAGAUACAGAAGAAUCGGCUGAGAGAGCAGAGAGCUUGCGCCAGGGAGCAGCGACUGGAACAGCAGAGACGACACGAGGAUCAGAUCAAGUCCAUGGAGAACUAUUAUAAAGAUCAGUUUUCACUGCUAGCUGAAAAACUUGCACAAGAGCGGCAGGACAUCCAGGUUCGGAAAAAAGCUCAAGAAAAGGCACUGCUAAAGAUGAAGCGAGAGCUGCGUUCCAGGAUGGAGCGUGAAAUCGGCGAACUGCAAAGAAUCAUAAUCCAGAACGAUGAGGACGACUACUUCCAGGAGCUGGAGAUCCAGAGGCUGCGUAAUCGUGUUCGGAUGGCCUCCUUCCAGUACAACACUAGCUAUCUGCACUGACCGAGGAAGACUCGGGUCUGACUGGUUUGAAUCAAAGGACUUUCUGCCAUUCACAGCCAACGGUACGAGAACCCGAUGAACAGUACGAUCUCCUCAGGCGUCCUCCUUCAGAGCUUUGCACAGGAAAAGGAUAUUCUCUUUGUAAGAACUUGUUCAUGUGCUGAUUAUUGAUUACUGAUGAACUGAACACACUCUGACUAAAUGUAGCUAUUGGCUAGUUUGGCUAGCUCUUCCUCUCUCACCUCAGCUGCUGAUCUUAAAAGACACCUUGGACCAAGUCCCCUUUCUGUGUGGGUUUUUGGUACUUGAUAACUAAGAAUGUUUUAACUCCUUCACUGUGCAGUCUUUGUGUUGUUAAUGUAGCAAAAAACCUAGCAAUGUUCUUCCUCUUGCCAAAUAAGGACCACAGAUGCAAAGUUAAGUAUGAACGUCACAGACUGACGACUCUUAACAUUUUUCCUUUUAUGUGCAACAUCUUCCUUAAUAUUUUAACCAUGCCAGUGGAUUAUUUAUUUUUUAACUUUAAUGUUUGGAUUUUAAUUAACCUGGUUUGCUUUCUCAUCACCGGGGUAACGAUAAUCAGUCUUUAAUGAUGCCUUCUUUUCCUCAGCUCCAUUGUGAUUGUUUUUUUGGUUUUUUUUAAACCUCAGCUGAACUUGAAAGCUUUGGACUGAUGCACAAAGGUUUCCUCCAUUAAAAACACAGUCUACUGACA